AAGAUGCCGGUCCCUGUCGUGUUUCAGGCAAUUCCCCUGCUUUUCUGCGACCGAAUCCUGCUCUCCUUGCUGAAUGGAUGGAGCUCCUCCCUGGUCCCCUUGGGGGUCUCAGCGGCUUGGCUGGAGGCCGCUCUCCGACUGCUGGUUCUCUUGGGGGUCAGGGGCCUGCUCUCCGUGGGUCGGACCUCCCCAAUGUCCUUUUGCACGGUGGCUGCAGUCAGCAUCCUGCCCCCUUUGUACCUGUUGGUGGGACACUGGUUUGGGGACCCUCCCCUCCUGGUCUCUUCGGCUGCUUGGUCUUGGUGGCUGGCAAUCUACGGGGCGGUGGGCUUCUCCCAGCUCCUCUGUGGGAUCCUGGCAGAAGGACGAAGCCCAAAGGAGUCCCGGAAAGAAGACAAAGCCACCCUUUGUAAGAUGCUCAAGCUCUUCUGUCCAGACAAGCUGUAUCUCACUGGCGCUUUCUUGUUCCUCGUCCUGGCGGUGAUUGGUGAAACAUUCCUGCCCUAUUACACCGGGCGUUUGAUUGACAUCCUGGGCACCAAAUAUGACGCAGAAGCCUUUUCCACAGCUAUCUCUCUACUCUUCCUGAUCUCAUUUGCAAGCUCCGUGUUUGGCAGCUGCCGUGGGGGGCUCUUCAUGUUCACGAUCUCACGGAUGGUUAUCCGGACUCGCAACUUACUCUUCUCUUCUCUGGUGCGGCAAGACCUGGCCUUCUUCCAGGAGGUGAAAACAGGAGCUCUGGCGUCCCGCCUUUCCAAAGACACGACUAUGAUGAGCCGCUCGGUGCCACUCAACACCAACAUCUUCCUGCGCACCCUGAUCAAGUCCAUUGGGCUCUACGUAUUCAUGAUUGGCCUGUCCUGGCGCCUGACGCUGCUAAUGCUGAUCGAGACCCCACUCAUGAUGGCCGUCCAGAAGUUCUAUAAUGUCCGUCAUCAGGCUUUACUGAAGGCGAUCCAGGACUCGGUGGCCCACUCAGAGGAGGUGGUGCAUGAGGUAAUCUCCUCCGUGCAGACGGUGCGCAGCUUUGCCACUGAGGAGGAGGAAUCGCAGCGCUAUGAGGCGUCCUUGGAAGACACCUGCCGGCUGAGGAACCAAAGAGACUUGGAAAGGAUCGUUUACUUAUUCGCUGUACGGACCCUGAUUUACAUUUAUGGGGAUGCCCUGAGCAAUGUGGGCGCAGCAGAAAAAGUAUUUGAAUAUCUUGACCGGAAACCUUCUGUCAGCACAGAAGGGAUGCUGUCUCCAGAAACCCUCUCCGGACACAUCUCCUUCCAAAAUGUUUCCUUCUGCUAUCCUUCCCGCCCCGAGAUCCAGGUCCUGAAGAAUGUCUCCUUUGAGCUCUGCCCUGGGGAAGUGAUGGCGCUGGUGGGCCCGAACGGCAGCGGAAAGAGCAGCUGCGUCGCCCUCCUGGAGCACUUCUACGAACCCCAGUCUGGGGAGGUCCUGCUGGAUGGAGAACCAGUUGGGAAAUAUGAGCACAAGUAUCUCCAUAGGCAGGUGGCCCUGGUGGGCCAGGAGCCCGUCCUAUUCUCCGGGUCCGUCUGGGACAAUAUCGCCUACGGCCUGCAAGGCUGCAGUGAAGAAGAUGUGAAGAGAGCAGCGAAAGAAGCUGAUGCCCUGGGAUUCAUCAAUGAGCUGGAAGGAGGCUUCGCUGCAGAGGUGGGGGAGAAGGGAGGGCAGCUCUCCAUCGGGCAGAAGCAACGAUUGGCCAUCGCCCGGGCCCUGAUCCGUGACCCAAAGGUCUUGAUACUGGAUGAAGCCACGAGUGCCCUGGACACCAAGAGUGAAGCUGCAAUCCUGGAGUCUCUGCAGAAAAGUAAAGCUCGGACCGUGCUGGUGAUUGCUCACCGGAUGCAGACGGUGGAAAACGCACACAAGAUUGUGGUGCUGGAAGACGGUGUUGUUGUGGAGGAGUAGACUUACACGGAAUUGAUGGACAGGAGAGGCCCCUUGUACAGACUGGUGGAAAGGACCCAGGCAACUUCCGGCAUUGCAACGGAGAUGCUCGGCCACAGGAUCCACUGCUUUUGUAGAUGCCAAAUGCAUGAUUGGCCGGGGAGAUAGACAACAGCACCGUCCAAUGGAAAGAGAGUGACCCAGAAGGCCACCUGUCCAUCAGCUCUUGAUCAGUCAAGAGUUGAUGAACGGCAGCCAUUUGGAAGAGGAGGUUGUCUUUCUUAUCUGGACACAAUUCAUGUGGUGUUAAGUAACGACUUGGACUCCGGAAACUCUGUGAUGAAAGAUGCACAAUCCCGUUUCAAGCAACUGCUUUGUUUAGCAAACAUACCAAUAUUCCAGUUUUUCCUUCGUUUAAAUUUAGCACGUGAGACUUUUUUUUUUGUACAACCUGCUUUUUUGUCACACUUUUUAAUAUUGGUUGCGGUAACUUGACUUCUUGUUUAUUUAACAAAACAAAGUCUGCGUGUGAUCCCUUUUAGUUCUAGCAAAUCUGCCUGUGGAUGGAAGUCACGUAGGUAGGUCUCAAAUUAGUACGGUUAGAGAAUCCCACAAAAUGGCUGCAUUAUUUGAAUUUGUACUACUGGAAGUGAUAUUGAACAUAUUCUGCAAAGAGCCAGCUCUCUAGAGAAGGGUCUAAUGCUGGGAAAGAAAGGCAGAAGGAAAGAGAAGUGGAUGACCAAGGCAAGGGGAAUGGAUUCAGUUACUGAAGUGAUGGGAAAUCCUGAAGAUCCAGGUACAUAUUUGAAUGCUAAGAAUUGACACGGACUUGAAGACACUCAAUCAGUCGUUAGUCAAACAU
Molecule: messenger RNA, 2761 nt
Organism: Protobothrops mucrosquamatus (brown spotted pit viper)
Lineage: Eukaryota; Metazoa; Chordata; Lepidosauria; Squamata; Viperidae
Product: antigen peptide transporter 2-like
Exons: 11
Biological process (GO): antigen processing and presentation of endogenous peptide antigen via MHC class I; transmembrane transport
Cellular component (GO): TAP complex; endoplasmic reticulum membrane
Molecular function (GO): ATP binding; ATP hydrolysis activity; ABC-type oligopeptide transporter activity
Source: RefSeq, a predicted model, not a curated record